This is a messenger RNA of Closterium sp. Naga37s-1, 3072 nucleotides long. The record is from the annotation of a GenBank genome assembly. Lineage: Eukaryota; Viridiplantae; Streptophyta; Zygnematophyceae; Desmidiales; Closteriaceae.
AUGGACCCGGGAAACUGGGCUACGGACAUUGCGGGAGGGUCGGCGUUCGGAUACACGCUGCUAUUCGUCGUGCUCAUGUCGUCCAUCUGCGCCAUGUUUCUCCAGAGCCUGUCUUUAAAGCUCGGCGUCGUCGGCGAAAGGGACCUCGCGCAGGCCUGCCGCGACGCGUAUCCGCGCUACGCUAAUCUUACUCUCUGGAUUCUCGCCGAAAUCGCCAUCGCCGCUACCGAUCUCGCCGAAGUUAUUGGAUCCGCGACCGCCAUGUACCUUCUCUUCGGCUUACCUUUGUGGAUUGGCAUCCUUAUAACGGGAGCCGAUUGCCUCCUUAUAGUCUUCCUCGGCGCCCGCAGCGCGCGCGUGCUGGAGCUGCUGAUCUUCAUUCUCUGCGCUCUAAUCGCCGCGUGCAUGACGUACGAGUUGAUUGCGGUGCGUCCCGAUUGGGUCCUGGUCCUGAAAGGAUUCAUUCCGUCAGGCCAGAUUUUCACCAACCCUGACGUGCUAUACGCGGCGGUGGGUAUUCUGGGAGCAACGGUCAUGCCGCACAACCUCUACCUCCAUUCCAGCAUUAUCCAAACGCGCAAUUACAGUCGCACGGCAGAAGGCAAGCGCAUGGCCGUCCGUUACGGCACGUGGGACUCGUGCCUGUCGCUCUUCGUCGCCUUUUUCGUCAACGCGGCCAUCCUGAUCCUCGCGGCCGCGGCUUUCUACUACAACCCGUCGGGCCAGCAGACCGUCGCGGAUAUCAGCGACGCGUACCAUCUCCUCGCGCCCGCCAUUGGCGACACUGCGGCGAGAAUCCUCUUCGGCGUCGCCCUGCUGGCCAGCGGCCAGAACUCCACCAUCACGGGAACACUCGCGGGUCAAAUUGUGAUGGAGGGGUUUGUGGACGUGAAGCUUCCGCCAUGGCUUCGUCGCAUGGUGACUCGCUGCAUUGCGAUUGUUCCUGCUGUCAUUGUGGCUGCUAUCAGUGGCAUGGAAGGCGCUGGGAAGCUUCUGGUGCUGAGUCAGGUGAUUCUGUCACUGCAGCUGCCGUUUGCGAUUGCGCCGCUGGUGCAUUUCACGUCGUCCCCGGCUCGCAUGGGGAAGUUUGUGAAUGGCUCGCCGCAGGGAACGAUCGCCGCAGGAGGCAGGCGCAACCCGAGAAGAAGCGCUUCUAACGAGAAGUAUCGUGAGCGCCAGACGAGGAAGGGAAAGGAUUCCGCUGCCGCGUCGGUUGAGAGAGGUGAAGGUUCGGUGGAGAGUGGUGGAGGAUUCGCGAAGCCAGGGGUUGCGAAGAGCGGGGAGGGGGAAGAGCGAAGCGCAGACAGAUCGAGUCACGCGCGGAGGGCGCGUGGCGGAAGGAAAGGUCGUGCGGCGGCGCAGGCGCGCGGAAGUUGCGGAGAAGAGGAGCGAGCGGCCGACGGAGGGGGUGGUGUGAGGGGGACCGGGCUGGCAAGAGGGGCGCGCGGGGGGGGGGAAACCGGGCGACGAGGGCGAGCGGGUAAAGCGAAGGCGGAAGGACGUGUAGGGCGCUCAGAGGAGCGCAAGGGCGCAGCGGAGGGCAAAGGCAGGGCGGAGCGGAGGCUACUGCGCGGAUUGAGGCUGGAAGACUUCCCUCCGGCGGAGCAGGGCGCGCUGGUGGCGGAGAGGCAGGCGGAGAGUGAGACGCUAGAGGAGGAGGAAGGGGACGGGGAGGAGGAGGUGCGGGGAGGAGAGGAGGAAGAGGAGGUGGUGGGAUUGGAGGGAGGGAGUGAAGAGGGGGGAGGGGAAAAGGUGCAAGAGGAGAUUCACGGGCUGCUGAGGGAGGCUAUAGCUGCAGAAGAGGCGGAGGCUCGGCAAGUUAAGGCUCGGCAAGUCGAGGCUUGGCAAGCUGGGGCUCGGCAAGUACAGGCUCGUCAAGUACAGGCGCGGCAAGUUGAGGCACGAUCUGCUCCAAGUGUAGCAGCUGUAGCCGGGACAGCAGCAACAGGGGAAGUAACAAGGCGCGUGAAGAGGGGCUGGCUAGAAGGGGUGACGGGAAGAGGCAGGGAGGGAAGAGACAGAGAGGGAAGAGACAGAGAGGGAAGAGACAGAGAGGGAAGAGACAGAGAGGGAAGCGACAGAGAGGGAAGCGACAGAGAGGGAAGAGACAGAGAGGGAAGCGACAGAGAGGGAAGCGGCGGAAAGGGAAGGUCAGGCGAGCUGGAGGUUGCAGGGUGGAGAGGCAUAGAGGGUGAGGAGGGAGGGGCAACAGCAGGAGAGGGAGGGAGGGCAGUGAGUGUGGUGGCGACGCGGACGCACACAGAGACAGUGCCUGUGUCUGAAGAGCAGCAGGUGGUGACCGUCACAGAGACCACGGUGCAACUGCAGGUGCAGCAGGUGGGUGUAGAGAGGGGGAAGGGUGCAGCGAGUGCAGGUGAGGCAGAGGCAGAGGAAGAAGCGUUUGAAGCUGCAGCUGAAGGGAUACAGGCUGCUCCUGCUGUGCCUGCUGCUUGGCGCCUGGACGAGCAGCAGCGCAGCGACUCACGUCAGGUUGAUAAGGUUCUAGCGGUUCCCGAAGUGGGGAAACAGAGUGCAUGGGACACAGGGGCGGUUGAUGCUGCUGCUGGGCCGCGGGGUGUGAAGCGGCCUGCUGCUGCAAUGACCCAGGCAGGUGGAGAGGUUGCAGUAGCUGCUGGGGGUGGGGGAGGGGGAGGGAGAGAAGGAGCGGGAGAUGGAUUGAGCGCUCAAGUGCCUGGUGUGGGGAGGGCUUCUCUUGGCGGCCCUUCCAUUGGGCCUGGUGUGGGCCCCGGCAUGGGGCUGGGCGGGAUGGUGACAGCGAUGGAUGAGAGGAUGAUGGAGGUGGUGGUGCGGCAUGCACUGCAGGCAAGGGAGGAGGCGCAGCGGAGGAAGGUGCAGGAGAGUGCGCGCGCUGUGAGGGACAUGCGGGGGAAGGUGGAGAGGCGGAGGAGGGAGGCGAGGCAGAUGGAGGAGGAGCGGGAUGAGCGGUUGAGAGAGAUGGAUGAUGCGGUUCAGGAGCUGGUACGUGCAUGCAGGUGGUAUGUAUAUGCAGCUGGUACGUGCAUGCAGGUGGUAUGUAUAUGCAGGUGCAAUUCAGGAGCUGGAGUGGUGUGA